This is a messenger RNA of Cavenderia fasciculata, 438 nucleotides long. It is a transcript of the gene ube2w, whose product is annotated as ubiquitin-conjugating enzyme E2W. The record is from RefSeq and is a predicted model, not a curated record. The transcript is spliced from 3 exons. NCBI's taxonomy places the organism in Eukaryota, Evosea, Eumycetozoa, Acytosteliales, Cavenderiaceae. The coding region runs from base 1 to 438 and encodes 145 amino acids.
AUGGCAACAGCAAGAUAUACUAAAAGAUUACAAAAAGAGUUAUUGGACCUUGAAAAGAAUCCACCCAUCGGUAUCACCGUAUUAGAAGCUACUAAUUUCGAGAAAUGGAUAAUAGCUAUCGAUGGAACUGAGGGUUCCCUAUAUCAAGGUGACAAGUAUAAACUUCAAUUUAGAUUCAAUCAAGGUUAUCCUUUAGAGUCACCAGGUCCAGUACCAGUUCAUCCACAUAUAUAUAGUAAUGGUCAUAUUUGUUUAUCAAUUUUAUACGAUCAUUGGUCACCAGCAUUGACAGUAUCAUCUAUUUGUCUAAGUAUAUUGAGUAUGUUGAGCAGUUGUACUGAAAAGUCAAAGCCUGUCGAUGAUUCGAUUUAUACAUCGAGGGCUGGAGGAAGAUCACCCAAAGAUACUAGAUGGCUAUUCCACGACGACACUGUUUAA